Saccoglossus kowalevskii is the source of this 3897-nucleotide messenger RNA. RefSeq names its product glutamate receptor ionotropic, NMDA 2B-like. Gene Ontology annotation, cellular component: membrane. Gene Ontology annotation, molecular function: signaling receptor activity; ligand-gated monoatomic ion channel activity. Gene Ontology annotation, biological process: monoatomic ion transport. The record is from RefSeq and is a predicted model, not a curated record. NCBI's taxonomy places the organism in Eukaryota, Metazoa, Hemichordata, Enteropneusta, Harrimaniidae.
AUGCGUGGACAACUCGAACCGAACACGCACGAUAGCAAAUCGCGUUUCCCACCCGGCUACAGGGCAUCUCUCAAAGAAUUCGUCAUUAUGAAAUUGAUUACAUUAUUAUCGCUAUUAAUGGGCUAUUUUGCCGUCAUUAAUGCACGUGAUUUAAGGCAGCAGAUGGUAAAUUUACCUCCCGAUAUAUCAACAGAACCAUUUGGAUGUCUGAUGGGAGAUGGAACAUUCUGGCCAUCUGGUUCUUAUCGUAUAAUGGACUGUGUCUUAUGUCAAUGCAAAGGCACAUUGUUUGUGUGUAUUGAUAAGAUUUGUGAUCCAUCAGAACCCAUCUGCCCCAAUGGUGAUGAUUACUAUACAAGUACAUCAACAGAUGUUAAUUUCUGUACACUUCCACUGGAUGCACCAUUGGAUCUAACACAAGGGGAUUGCCCGGCUGAUUAUUUUUGCCAUCCUUUAGACCUCGGAUACAGUAUAUGCUGCCCAGCAACUUAUGAAAUAUGUCCGAACGGAGGUGAUCCUUAUGUAGAGGAUGGUGUUGGAACAGUGUUCUGUACAGGAGCUCUUCUGACAUCAGAAUACUACACAACGACAAUUAAACAUUGUCCCAGAGGAUAUGAAUGUACUCCGCUAGAUACGAGUGGUCUAUCGGUGUGCUGUCCUAUCAGAGGUCUAAAAGGGUGCCCCUGUCCCCAAAUUCCAAAAGAUACCUUUACAGUAUGUCUAAUAGACUGUGAAAAUUGUAUGAACCAUCCUCCUCACGAAAUUUGCUGCAUUGAUGAGAAGAUUUGUCCAGGUCACUGUGUUGGCUUCGGUAAUACUGUAGGUUACUGUAAAUAUGAUUGUGAAUACUUUAAGCCAGGAGAUACUAUAAAAGUGCCUCCAUGCACAGAAUGCCAGUGCACAGAUGGCAAUUGGAAUCCCUGCAUAACCGACCCAUCUUGCAAUUGUGUUACCCCACUAACGGAUGAUGCAGGUAAUCUAGUCGAAUGUACGCUAAACCAAAAGUGCCCCGAGAAUGGUUUCACUUGUAUCAAUGGAGUAUGCUGCAGCAAUGAGUGGGUUCCAUGUGAGAAUCCUUUGUUAAAUUCAACUGGAUUCCCGUACAAUUGCGUGUAUAAAGGGUGUCCAAGUGGGUAUUCUUGUGUUGCGAAUUCCGACAAUUAUGGAGUAUGUUGUCCAGACAAAUACCCAUGCUGCCUUGAGCCCGAAUCUGGACCGUGUGACGAUUAUAUUCCACGAUGGUAUCACGACUGUCGAGAUGACACGUGCAAAGAAUUUAUUUAUAGUGGAUGCGAUGCGAAUGAUAAUAAUUUCCUGACUAGAGCAGAUUGUGAGAAAACAUGCGGAGAAGGGUUUUGUGAGUUGGACUGUGAAUAUUACUCGCCAGGAGAUGUAGUGAAUGAAGACUGUGAAAUCUGUAUAAGUGUACUGGCAUUGUUCGCUGCCUUUCUAAUGUGCAAAUGUGGUGAAAUGCGGGGGAAUAUCAACAAUCUAUUCACCAAGGAGAAUAGCGGUCUUUUAAAAUCAGCGGAAUACACGACACGCAAUCUAUCGUUGCCGUCGACAACGACCUCGCAAGUUAUCGUCGGUCUUGGGGCGUUUGUUUCUACUCGCACCCAACGGGAUAUGUUAACCAAUUUGACUGCGAAGGCAUUCGGACAGUUGGACAAGAACAUCACGGGCAAGUCGACGUCAAUAACCAUAGAAGUAUCGGUGCCAGAGUUCGAUACUUCAAAUUAUUUCGAAAUCGCCCGCGUUAUAUGUGAAGAGCUUUUGCCUCACAACGCCCAGGGCUUGCUUGUGGCGAACGACGAGGAUUCUUUCGCCGAUAAUUACAUGAUGUCAAGAUACGUUGUCACUGCCGCAGUGACUGUAGGACUGCCGGUUAUCAGCCUUAACCCGGGCCUACCGCUUGAAACGUUGUUUGAAACCAAGACCGAGACACCGCCCACGCUAUUGCAACUGGCAGCAUCCAUCCAUCAGCAGUGUGCAGCCAUUUUGGAUUUUCUAGCUUAUCACGAGUGGUUUCAUUUUAACGUGAUCACCAGCAACGCACCAGGUCACGUGGACUUCCUCCACGAACUGGAGCUGCAGAUCAAGCAGCUGAAGAGCUACUAUUACCAGUGGCAGAUCGCCAAAUCGGUGGUCGUCGACGUUUCGGCGAAUGUGUAUCUUCCAAUGCAAGAACUGUCCUACAGCAAUACCUCCGUACAUAUUUUAUAUUCCACUAGAGAGGAGGCAAGGACUCUUUUCAAAUAUGCAAAAUCCUUCAACUACCUCGAUAAGGGAUACGUAUGGAUAGCCGCGGAACUGGCAAUGGGAAGCAUGGAGAGUCUGCGGAGAGCGCCCUCAGAGUUCCCACCUGGAUUAAUAGCAGUAAAAUUCCAAUCGCUAGCGUAUAAUUUCGAGGAAAGAACAGUCGACGCAGUUUCAUUAUACAAAGAAACAUUCGUUAAAUUUUCAAAAAGCAGGUCAUUUUCAUAUGACAGUAAAAAAAGAAACUGUAAUAAUCCAAACGUUAGCGAUACGGACUUCUAUGACAUUUUAAAAAAUAUUUCCGUGCCGGGGAGAAGCAGUUUUGCAUUUACAGACUCGGGAUUCGUCCAGAAUCCUCGAAUAAUUUUUGCUAGCCUCAAUGAAAAUCAUAUUUGGAAAAAGGUCGGAAUGUGGAAAAACGGUACUGUCGAUGUUGGAGAAAUUGAAUGGAUGGGUAAUCCUGAGCUUUCACCGACGGGGUUCACCCAUCGGAAACACCUCCGCAUCGUCACCAUAGUAGAGGAACCCUUCGUCACGAUAGUGCCUUAUGAACAAGUCAAUGUCACAUGCCAGGCUGGCAUUGCAUGUUCAAGACUGGAUGGAACAACGGGUGAGGUGAUUACGGAAUGCUGUUCCGGUUACUGUAUGGAUCUAUUGAAAAUGAUAAGUCGAGAUCUGGGUUUUACCUACGACAUCUACAUCGUUGAAGACAACCUAUACGGAGUAGUCUUCGAUAACGGUAGCUGGAACGGUAUCGUUAAAGAUCUGAUCGAGGGUAAGGCUGACGCCGCUGUGGCUGCAGUGAAGAUGUCGACAGAGCGAUACAAAGUCAUUGAUUUCUCUGUCCCAUUCAUGGACGUUGGUGUCGCUGUACUAGUACCGAAAUCGUCGGGCGUUGUGUUGCCGCACGCAUUUUUAGCUCCGUUUGACAUCGCUAUUUGGGUGAUCGUUCUUGUCGUUACGCUGAAUGUGGCCGCUGUAUCUGUCUUCGUUUUCGAGUUUGUCAGUCCGACUGGAUAUAACAGAAAGAUAGCGGGAUUAAAAGAAUCCAACUUCACCCUAGGGAGAGCCGUAUGGAUGACGUGGGGUAUUCUCUUCAACAACUCCGUGCCUGCCAAGGUACCGCGCAGUUACACGGGUAAAUUCAUGACCAAUAUGUGGGCAUCCUUCGCACUAGUUUUCGUUGCUAUGUACACUGGCAACCUGGCAGCGCACAUGAUUCACGAGGAAAGGCACGAGAAAAUCACCGGUAUUAACGAUACUAAGAUACAGCAUCCCGAUCUGAUAGACCCACCGUUCAAGUUCGGCACGGUGCAACAUACCAGCGUGGAGCGCCUAAUAAUGAAAACCUAUCCAGAAAUGUACAAAUAUAUGAAAGACUACGUGCAGCCAUCGGCGGUAGAUGCAGCGGCUGCACUGGAAGCAGGAAUCAUCGAUGCCUUUGUUUAUGACUCAGCAGUUUUAGAAAACUUGGAAGAUAAAGACCCUUCGUGCAAUCUUGUAAUGGUAGGCAAGGUUUACGGAUCAACUGGAUUUGCCGUGGCAUUCAGUCGAGGUUCGCCAUGGAAAGCGCAAUUCGACAAGACUUUGCUUCUCUACGAUGAUUUGGGUAUGCGUUUGUUUGUGCAAUAUGACGAUUAA